This is a messenger RNA of Prunus armeniaca (apricot), 411 nucleotides long. NCBI's taxonomy places the organism in Eukaryota, Viridiplantae, Streptophyta, Magnoliopsida, Rosales, Rosaceae. The record is from the annotation of a GenBank genome assembly.
AUGAUAAAUCUCAAGGGAUCCAGUUUCUCAUCCCUCAGCAAGGACAAUGAGACUAUUGCCGUUGUUAGCACGUUGAGAGAUAUCGAGGCAGUCACUCUCUCAGUGUUCGAAUCACUCCUGUCCUUCAUCUCUGGUCCAAAUUCAAGGCCAAGCAGCAGCUGGUUAUUGGUUGCCAAGAUUAUUCACACCAAAAGAGUAGCUUGUGAGGAAGAAACAGAAGCAAAUGAAUUUGCCCAAGUGGAUGCGGCUCUGCAAUCACUCAUUAAGACAAGCAAAUCUGACCACAAGAAUGCAGACAACCAGCUCGACAAUCUGGAGUCAUGCAUUCAAGUUCAGGAAGAACAACUUCACUGCUUAUUUAGGCAGAUGAUUAAAACAAGAGUCACCCUCCUCAACAUCCUAAACGACUAG